Funneliformis geosporum is the source of this 408-nucleotide messenger RNA. The record is from the annotation of a GenBank genome assembly. NCBI's taxonomy places the organism in Eukaryota, Fungi, Glomeromycota, Glomeromycetes, Glomerales, Glomeraceae.
AUGUCUAUGUUCGAUAUAGAAACCGAUGAUCAAAUCAAGGAAUUCAUGCAAGGUGAAGGAAAAUAUCAUAGUGCACCAUAUGUGGAAUUGGGUCGCCGACUUCCCAAGUUUUCCCCAAAACAAAUACGUCAUAGGUGGAAAUUCAACUCUAACCGAAUUGCGGGUGGUGCUGUCAAUAGGAUCCGGGUCACACAUUGUAUACGAAAACGUCCUGCCAAAAAACCCAAAAUCCCUGGUACUAGUGUUAUUAACUUUAAUGUCAAACAACCUGGCACCAAUACCCAUGUCAAUCCUUCCGCCAUUGUCUUCUUUAAUGUCCCUCAUCUCCAACUUCGUCCUUCUUUACCAACAUUAAUACCUGAUUUUCAACCAGAAAUUAGUAUUCCGAAAAUGAUGCCAAUAUUUUAG